Entelurus aequoreus (snake pipefish) is the source of this 3835-nucleotide messenger RNA. It is a transcript of the gene myclb, whose product is annotated as MYCL proto-oncogene, bHLH transcription factor b. The coding region runs from base 319 to 1644 and encodes 441 amino acids. The record is from RefSeq and is a predicted model, not a curated record. Gene Ontology annotation, molecular function: DNA-binding transcription factor activity, RNA polymerase II-specific; protein dimerization activity; RNA polymerase II cis-regulatory region sequence-specific DNA binding. Lineage: Eukaryota; Metazoa; Chordata; Actinopteri; Syngnathiformes; Syngnathidae. The transcript is spliced from 3 exons. Gene Ontology annotation, biological process: regulation of transcription by RNA polymerase II.
GUCGCGCCAGUCUCACAACUAAGUCAACACGCACGCAGCUCGCGCGGAAACUACUCGCCCACGAUAGUCGCCCACUGUUGUCGCAGACUGUUUACAAGCAGCAGGAAGACGACGACGACGACGAAGAAGAAGAAGAAGAAGAAGAAGAAGAAGAAGAAGAAGAAGAAGAAGAAGAAGAAGAAGAAGAAAGGCCAAGCCCCCUCCUUUGAAGCUGAUUAGGCGGUGUAUUGGGCCAGUGAGCAGACGGAGGAUCUAUGACGACACACGCAGACUCUUCAUCGUGUUCGCCAGACGGAGGGAAGAAGAAGGUGUGACCUCAUGCCGGGCAUCAACUCCUCCACGGGGCCUGGCUAUGACAGCUGGGACAUGGAGCACCUGGACUACUACCAGCAUUAUUUCUAUGACCACCACAACCCCGAUGAGGAUUUCUUCAAGUCCACGGCGCCCAGCGAGGACAUAUGGAAGAAAUUUGAGCUGGUGCCGACCCCACCCAUGUCCCCCGUGCGGGCGCCGGAAGGGUCGGGCAGGUCGGUGUGUCCGAGUCUCGGGGACAAACUGGAGUGGGUGUCCCAGUUCCUGGGGCAGGAGGACCAGCAGCAGCAGGACCUGCCUUGCAAAGUGGGCCCGACCAGCGACUCCACGGGGAACCUGAGCUCCAUCAUCAUCCAGGACUGCAUGUGGAGCUGCUUCUCUGCCGGCCAGCAGCUGGAGAGGGUGGUGGGGGAGCGCUGCCUCUCCUGCCCCGUCAGGGUUGGACCCGCCGGGGUGUCCCCGGGUAGGACGCCGGGUGUGCCCGCCGACACGCCGGCUCUCGGCUGCGUCGGGGCGGAUUGUGUGGACCCGACCGCCAUGCUCGCCUUCCCUCCUGCUGCCUGCAAGAAGCAAGUGUCCUCCGGGUCUGAGUCUCACACCGACUCCUCAGAUGACGAGGAUGACCAAGACGAGGAUGAAGAGGAGAUCGACGUGGUGACGGUGGAGCACAAGCAGCAACAGCACAAAGCUGGCCGACUCCUCAACGGCCGCAAACCAGUGACCAUCACGGUGAGAGCGGACCCCCUGGACCCCGGCAUGAAGCGUUUCCACAUCUCCAUCCAUCAACAGCAGCACAACUACGCCGCCCCCUCCCCCGACACCCUCCUGCCGUCCGUGGAGCCACCCCACAAACGGGUCCGCCAGGAGGCCUCCAGCUCCGCGCUCCACCAUCAGGGCCAGAACUGCAACCAGCCUCGGCUCAGCCACGCCCCCUCCAAUUUGGACAGCCGGCGGUCUUACGUGACAGAAGCGCCCGCCCUCGAUGCCGCCUCUCCUACCUCCCCCGCCUCGCCGUCCUCGCCCCACUCCAGACCCGACCACCUGUCCAGCCCUCAGUCGUCCGACUGCGAGGACACGGACCGACGCAAGGCACACAACUUCCUGGAGCGCAAGCGACGCAACGACCUGCGCUCGCGCUUCCUGUCGCUGCGGGACGAGAUCCCCGGAUUGGCGGACUGCCCCAAGACGCCCAAGGUGGCCAUCUUGACGCGGGCCACCGAGUACCUGCAGCAGCUGCAUGCCAGCGAGAGGCAGAAGAGCCAGGAGAGGAAGCAGCUGAAGGCCAAGCAGGCGCAGCUGCUGCAGAGGCUGGCACAGCUCAAACGCUUCUGACCUGAAGGAAGGACCCUAUUGGAUCACCUGGACUGAAGGAAGGACCCUAUUGGAUCACCUGGACUGAAGGAAGGACCCUAUUGGAUCACCUGGACUGAAGGAAGGACCCUAUUGGAUCACCUGGACUGAAGGAAAGACCCUAUUGGAUCACCUGGACUGAAGGAAGGACCCUAUUGGAUCACCUGGACUGAAGGAAGGACCCUAUUGGAUCACCUGGACUGAAGGAAGGAACACAUUGGAUCAUGUGGACUGAAGGAAGGACCGUAUUGGAUCACCUGGACUGAAGGAAGGACCGUAUUGGAUCACCUGGACUGAAGGAAGGACCGUUUUGGAGCAUGUGGACUGAAGGAAGGACCGUUUUGGAUCACCUGGACUGAAGGAAGGACCACAUUGGAUCAUGUGGACUGAAGGAAGGACCGUAUUGGAUCACCUGGACUGAAGGAAGGACCGUUUUAGAGCAUGUGGACUGAAGGAAGGACCGUUUUGGAUCACCUGGACUGAAGGAAGGACCACAUUGGAUCAUGUGGACUGAAGGAAGGACCGUUUUGGAUCACCUGGACAGAAGGAAGGACCACAUUGGAUCACCUGGACUGAAGGAAGGACCGUUUUGGAUCACCUGGACUGAAGGAAGGACCACAUUGGAUCACCUGGACUGAAGGAAGGACCGUUUUGGAUCACCUGGACUGAAGGAAGGACCGUUUUGGAUCACCUGGACUGUUUUUUUGUGGUUUGCACAUUCUUGGCUUGUGAGUGAGGCCGUCUGCACAGCAAGCUUUAGACAAGGUGGUCCUUGGUCAUCAAUAGAAGUUUAGUCGUCAUGGAAAGUUGCUGAUCCAGUGUUGCAUGCUGGGACUCGGUGUGAUGUCUGCUCUUGUCAGACGGAAAGAGUCAACUUUAUGUUUUGUGCCAUUUUCUCCAAUCCUUUGCUGCUUGGUUGAAGUGCGACUUAUUUGUUAGUUCUAUUGCAUAACCAGCCUGAAUUGUAGCAAGACCAUGUGAGCUCCCGGUCUGGUACUUUUUCUUUUUGAUUGUGCCGUAGAAAAGUUGAAUGUGGGCUUCAGUAUAUCAAACUGGGAUGGUUGUGCCAUAGAGAAGUUGAAUGUGGGCUUCAGUAUAUCAAACUGGGAUGAUUGUGCCAUAGAGAAGUUGAAUGUGGGCUUCAGUAUAUCAGGCUAAGAAUGUCUGACAUGGCAAGUGUUUGACGAGAAUAUUGUAUUUGUAAAAGUGUCCAUAGUUCCUGUGUGUAUAGUCCCGUCCCAAACAAAAGCAGAGUUGUUUUUCUUCUUCAGCCUUGCGUCUUAAAGCUUGCUGGCUUUUCCAGAGAUACUCAAGAAGCUUCUAUUUUUGUUAAUAAAAGACUGAGUGAACAUUGAUAAGGUGGGACACUUUGGCUCACAUUUUUCAGCCAUGCCUCCUUAUUUGUCUUUUUUUUUUUUUUGUGAAAGUCACUUGACAAAAGUUUAAUACUAUAUUUUCCUAGCGAGCUGUGUUGUGUUGAAACAGCUGCUGGUUGUGUGAGGAUGGAUGUUGUUGUGUUGAAACAGCUGCUGGUUGUGUGAGGAUGGAUGUUGUUGUGUUGAAACAGCUGCUGGUUGUGUGAGGAUGGAUGUUGUUGUGUUGAAACAGCUGCUGGUUGUGUGAGGAUGGAUGUUGUUGUGUUGAAACAGCUGCUGGUUGUGUGAGGAUGGAUGUUGUUGUGUUGAAACAGCUGCUGGUUGUGUGAGGAUGGAUGUUGUUGUGUUGAAACAGCUGCUGGUUGUGUGAGGAUGGAUGUUGUUGUGUUGAAACAGCUGCUGGUUGUGUGAGGAUGGAUGUUGUUGUUGAUGCCAUCUUGGUGCUCCAUGUAGUCCAGAAGCCAUAAAAGAAACACUCGUCACUUUUGUACUACAAAUAGUUGCCAGCAGCACUCAGGAAUAGUUGACUUUUUCUUGUGGGCUAACAAGCUGAGCUCAGAGGCUUGAUGCUCAAUGUUCUUACUUCCCUGCUCAUGACUUCAGCACAACCCACCAGUUGCCCUCAUUUGCAUUCCUCAGAAGGCCUUCUUUCUUUUGUCCUUUCAUUUGUGUUGCUUGCCAGAUGUGCACGUGUUGUUGUGUUCACCUUGCAUCUGCACUUUGCUUUUCUCUCUACCUCACAAGUCUAUUGUUAUUAUGGAGGAAGACUCUGAAUAAAUGGAAAUUGUUUGACAUCA